AUGUGGAAGAAGGUGCUUUGCAAAACAGAACAAUUGAAAGAUGAGUUAAGAGGCAUACAGCUGAACCAUCCACAACUCCAGCAUCUCAGAAUCCUGCUACAUGGACCAGUGGGAGCAGGAAAAUCCUGCUUCAUAAACUCUUUGCAGAGCGUCUUCCAGGGAGAAAUUAAAGCAAUCACAUAUGAACAAUCAUUUGCAAAGAAAAGCUGUACAAGGACUUACAAAACAUACAGAAUUAUCACCAAUAAUUCUGAGACUCUUCCCUUUAUCUUUAAUGAUGUUAUGGGCCUAGAAGCAACAGAGGAAGAUGGAAUGCAUCCUGAAGAUGUUGUAAAUGCAAUGCUGGGUCAUAUAAAGGAUGGAUACAAGUUUAAUCCUACUACCCCUAUAAGUGCUGAGGACCAAGGUUUCAUAAGAGAACCCAGUCUCCAGGACAAAGUUCAUUGUCUGGUGAGUGUGGUGCCUGCAAACUCCAUCUCCCGAAUGGAAUACGGCGUUAUCAGUAAGAUGGGAAUUGCUAGGGAAAAUGCCAAACGUCUAGGCAUCCCUCAUGUGGUGAUCAUGACGAAGGUAGAUGAAGACGUCUGUCCACUGGUUCAGAAGGAUCUAACACAGAUCUACAAAAGCAGGAAAAUCAAAGAAAAGGUUUGUUGUAUUCUGAUGUAUAUUCACUUAAACUCUUUACAUUUAGACUUUUUAGAGAAAACCAAAAAUGAAUCCUAUAGACAUAGACCAAUGCGGAACUGCAGCGACAGACUCGGCCCACCCAUGAAGUGCGUCUUCCCUAUCAGCAACUAUCACGAAGAGACUGAAAUAGACAACAACAAAGAUGUUCUGAUUCUGAUGGCAUUGUUGUACAUUGUGAAAGUAGCUAAAGAUUAUGUUAAAGUGUGACUUUGAUUUCAUUUUACAAAAAGGUUUUUAAGGAUCUGUAAUGUGAUUCUGUGACUGCACUGACUUUUUUUAAACACUGUUGAGUCUGAGAAUAACUGAAACCUACUGUAGGACAUAUUCAAUAUUGUACAUGUUGUAAAAGAGUUUGGGCACCCCUAAUCAUUUUCAUGGUUUUUGUUUAUAAAUCAAUGAUUGUUCAAAUCAGUAAUUUUAGUUAAAUAUAUCAUACAGCCUCUUCUUGUGUAAAGUGCGCUGAAUAGUUGAACGAUGCACAGCGACGCCAUCUGCAGUAAGAUGAUGUUGUAGGAAUAUUCCUUUUAACAGAGAAGUGGGGACAGACCAGUCAGGCCUGUUUAGAAUGCCAAUAAUUUGUGGAAUGUAAGAAGUCAAAACAUUUCAUGAUCUAUCUUGUCAAAAGAAAUACUUUCACUUUCAGAACUGAAACAGCACAAUACAGUAUUUUUCAAAGCCAUUAGAUUAGCAAACAUAACAGAGACGGGAUUACUUUUCUCAUUACUGCCUGUAAAAUGUAAUCUCAUUCCUUAUCACUUUACUUUACAUACAAAUACUUACAAGUACUCACAAUCUUGUUACAUGUUUUAUAUAAAAUAGGACCACAACACAGCAGAAUAAAUUCUGUUUGAUUUGUAAAUUAAACAAAUAUUUGCUAAUCUUUUACCAACUCUGAAUCUAAUAACACAUGUAUUUAAUUAUUCAAAACAUGUACUGGUCAAACUCAGACAGCUUCACUAUUUUUACAAGGUUUUCUUACAAUG
This is a messenger RNA of Astyanax mexicanus (Mexican tetra), 1670 nucleotides long. RefSeq names its product interferon-induced protein 44-like. Lineage: Eukaryota; Metazoa; Chordata; Actinopteri; Characiformes; Acestrorhamphidae. Bases 1 to 894 code for a protein of 297 amino acids. The record is from RefSeq and is a predicted model, not a curated record. The transcript has 6 exons.